AUGGAGAACAAUAGCUCUUAUUUUUCACCAGAGAAGAGACCUUCAAACUGGGUCCCUCUCUUGAAUGAGCCCUCGAGACAGGAACGUAAACUUCGCGUUGUAUGCAUCGGUGGCGGUUGGUCUGGAAUAACCUUGGCUCACAAGCUCACGCACGAACUAAAAUGGAAUCACUUCAUUGAUCUCCAGAUUUACGAGAAAAAUCCUGAUCUUGGCGGUACAUGGUAUGAGAAUCGGUACCCUGGAGCGGCUUGUUUAUUAGACAUUUACGUUUUCCCGUUUGAACCCAACCCCGAUUGGACCACCUUUUACGCCAACAGCCCUGAAAUCUGGCAGUAUAUGAAAGACACUGCUAAGAAAUGGGAUCUUGAGCGCCACAUGCUUGGCAAAUGGCGAUUGAAGAUUGACCAUCAAGGCCAAGUCAUCCAGGAUGAAUGUGACAUUCUGGUGAAUGCAACUGGCUUCCUUCACAAGUGGUCUUGGCCCAAUAUUGAAGGUCUACACAACUUCAAGGGUAAACUUGUUCAUACAGCGGCUUGGGACCAAUCGCUGGAUUGGACCGGUCAACGAAUGGCCCUCAUUGGUAACGGAUCUUCCGCUAUUCAAGUUUUGCCACAAGUCCAGAAGAUCUCCAAAAAGGUCACAACAUACGUCCGCAGCCCUACCUGGAUUGCGGCGAAUUUCCUCAAUCAGUUUUCUGAAGAUGGUAGCAAAGUUUUCACUGAAGACCAGAGAAAGGAGUUUAGAGAGAAUCCAGAGAAGUUAUUCCAACUGCGCAAGAAGUUGGAGCAUGGGUUUAACGAGCUUUUCAAGGCUAUGGUUAUUGGUAGACCCGAGCAACAGGAGCUUGAUCGUGAGCAUAAUGAGAUUAUGCGCCAGCGCCUUCGCCAAAACCCCGAGUUGAUUGAUCGGUUGAUCCCUAGAUUCACCGCGGGAUGCCGCCGCCUGACACCAGGUGAUGGUUAUCUGGAAGCUCUGCAAGAAGACAAUGUCAAGACCAUUUGGAGUCCCAUAAUCAGAGUAACGGAGAAAGGCAUUCUGACAGCUGAAGGCGAAGAAGAAUUCGACAUCAUUGUUACUGCUACUGGCUUUGAUGUGAGUUACAAGCCCAACUGGAACCUUGUGGGACGCAAUGGCGCUACGCUAAGUAAACUCUGGGCAAACGAUCCUCUGAGCUAUCUUGGGAUUGCCGCUCCAGAGCACCCUAAUUACUUCAUUUUCGCGGGCCCUAACACUCCGGUUGCACAUGGCGUAUUCCCUGGCUCUUGUGAUGCUAUGGCUACUUAUAUCUUGAAGUGGUGUCGCAAGAUCGCGUCAGAGGACAUAAAAUCUGUGUGUGUGUUACCUGAGGUGGUAGACGACCUAGACGUGUGGUCACAAGAGAUGUUGUCUCAAACUGUAUGGGCUGCUCCAUGCCGUAGCUGGUAUAAAAAUGGAAGAACCGACGGCCGCAUUACUGCUCUACAUGCUGGCAGUGUUAUCCACUACAGAGAGCUUCUUGAGGAGAUCCGAGGUGAAGAUUUCCAGAUCAAAUAUCGUUCGCCAAAUAGAUUCCGCUUCCUUGGAAACGGAUUUACGAAGAAGGAUAUGAAUGGCGAUGAUCUCGGCUACUAUCUUCAAGGUCCUGCCGCCAUAAGUAAAUAG
Molecule: messenger RNA, 1641 nt
Organism: Trichoderma harzianum CBS 226.95
Lineage: Eukaryota; Fungi; Ascomycota; Sordariomycetes; Hypocreales; Hypocreaceae
Exons: 8
Coding region: 1-1641 (546 amino acids)
Molecular function (GO): NADP binding; flavin adenine dinucleotide binding; N,N-dimethylaniline monooxygenase activity
Source: RefSeq, a predicted model, not a curated record